Salarias fasciatus (jewelled blenny) is the source of this 1992-nucleotide messenger RNA. RefSeq names its product interferon-induced protein 44-like. Gene Ontology annotation, biological process: immune response. Lineage: Eukaryota; Metazoa; Chordata; Actinopteri; Blenniiformes; Blenniidae. The transcript has 9 exons. The record is from RefSeq and is a predicted model, not a curated record. Bases 132 to 995 code for a protein of 287 amino acids.
ACACUGAGCACGAGCUUCAGAUGUAACCAGACAUCAACAGCUUCACAGCUUUACUGGACACUUUUCACCUCAGAUUCACUUCAGUAAAAACAUCUGAUUGCUUCCCAGUGACAGCUGUAUUUUCCUUCACCAUGGCUUGGUUGUUUCAAGAUUCUCCAACUUUCAAAGAACCAUGGAGAGUCAUACCAUGGGGGAAUAGAAAUGAAGAAUUGGAUUAUGUGAGGAAUUUUAAACCUCGUUCAGGAGUUAAACAUCUCAGAGUUCUGCUGCUUGGACUGCCAGGCUCUGGAAAGUCCGCCUUCAUCGACUCUGUUGACACCACUCUCCGAAGAAGAGUUUCAGCUCGAGCUUUGGCAGCUACUAACUAUGACCGCAGCUUCACUCAGGAAUACCGAAGUUAUAAAAUCCAGACAGAAACGCCUGGAACCUUUUAUCCUCUUGUAUUCUGUGACACCAUGGGUAUUGAGAAGGGGUCUGGGAGAGGAGUUGAUGUGGAAAAUAUCAAACUGAUCCUGAAAGGACACGUCAAAGAAGGAUUCAAGCUCCUUCCUGGCAGUAAACCAACUGGAUCCAACUACAUUGAUACUCCGACCAUCAAUGACAAAGUUCAUGUUCUGGUUUGUGUUGUUCCUGCCACCACAGUAAACCUGAUGGAGAAAGAGCCUGUUAUAAAGAUAAAAGAGGUCAGAGAAGAAGCCCGGGAUUUAGGAAUCCCACAAAUAGCGAUCCUCACCAAAGUUGAUGAAGCCUGUCCUGAAGUCAAAAAAGACCUGAAGAAAGUGUACAACAGCAAGCGCAUACAAAAACAGAUGGAAAAAGUGAGUGUUCUGCUGGGCAUUCCGAUGAACUGCAUCUUCCCAGUGAAGAACUACAGCUCAGAAAUCAAUACAGACGAUGAGACGGAUUCACUGAUACUGAGCGCAAUGAGAAAGAUCAUUGACUACGGAGAUGACUUCCUGAAUGACCAGUCUGCUUCAGAUGACAAUGACAUUUAGGAAAUCACCUUCAUUCACUACAUGGAACAUGAUUCAAAAACCUGAUAAUAAAAUCAAUGACAUUUAACACCUGAAAACAGAACUGAAAUGUUAUCAAUAUCAGCAGUAUCAUAACUUACUGAGUUCUGUAUGAAUGUUCAUGAAUGAAGAUAAACAGGCAGUAUGGUGUGAGCUUACAGUUCUUCAGAGGUCAGACCAAAACACGAAGAUUUGUGCACUGCCCUCUUUAUAACUUUGGUGUCUUUGUGCAGAUUUUUUUCUUGGGUAUUUUUGUUCAGUUUUGAAUUAAAAUUGUUCUCCAGAUCAAGUCCUCCAACUGAAACGAGCACUGUGGUUUUCAAUUCAUGCCUCAAAUUAUGACCAUGGGGUACGUUUUAAAAACAAGUGCCUCCUGGUGACCAUGUAAAUAAUGUCACGAACACAUUACGUACUGGAGGAGUGGUCAGCAUUACAAUGAUGUCAGCAGUAUCACAACUUACUGAGUUCUGUAUGAUGAAGUUAAACAGGCAGUAUAGUGUAAGCUUUCAGUUCUUCAGAGGUCAGACCAAAACACGAAGAUUUGUGCGCUGCCCUCUUUAUAACUUUGGUGUCUUUUGAGGGGGGGGGAUGUUCUUUGGAUUAAUUAAAAUUUCUCUCCAGAUAUAAGAUGGAUUAUUAUUGCUGCAAAAGUGAAUUUCACUUAAUUUAAAAUUGAUUUUUUUGAACUUUUAAAUAGCUACUGUUUUUCAUGUUUGAGGAAUCACUAAUUAUACUGAUUUUGAAGUCAAAUGCAAUGAGACUUGCUGUUGAAUUGUUCUUAUAAAUAUUUAUUCAAAGAAAACUUAGUGAUUAUUAAGUGGAUUGAAUGAUUAUUAAAUGCCAAGACUUCCCGUUUCUGUUAAAGCUGCUGUAGGCAGGAUUUUGCUAGUCAAUGCUAAUUUUUCUGUGUUUUCUGUGGAUUAAAUGUAAGAGUAUCCAUUGAUAAUCCUUUAGGAGUGUAGCAUAACUGCUCUACUGC